Molecule: messenger RNA, 496 nt
Organism: Saccostrea cuccullata (small rock oyster)
Lineage: Eukaryota; Metazoa; Mollusca; Bivalvia; Ostreida; Ostreidae
Exons: 2
Coding region: 9-410 (133 amino acids)
Biological process (GO): phospholipid metabolic process; arachidonate secretion
Molecular function (GO): A2-type glycerophospholipase activity
Source: RefSeq, a predicted model, not a curated record
UAGGUUUAAUGGGUCCUGUACCACUAGCCCUUCUUCUGGUUCUUUUCUCUCUGAUGCUGUUUUCACCUGUCACUGAUGCACAAUUACCCUGUAGCUAUAGAGCUAAUGGAUGUUCCAUUCCUGGAAAUCUGCCAUUUUUCUAUAAAAGAACUUUUAAACCAGCAUGCAAUAUGCAUGACCAGUGCUAUAACUGUGGUUCCUCUCACCAAUAUCGCAUUUCCCGGAGAAGCUGUGACAAUAAAUUCCAUCGGAAUAUGCAGAGAAUUUGCAGACGAAUAGGUUUGUUGCGUCGGAUUAGCUGUUUCAAGUACGCGUUGGUUUACUUUACGGCCGUUCGAGUUGGAAGGAAAUCUCUAUAUCUAAGAAAACCAGAAAAACAUUGUCCUUUGGUAUCACACUGUCUGAAGUGAAAGGAAAGAUUACACUUCAUAUUGAAAAUAUUAUUUAGCAAAUAGCACACAUUACCAAGAAUGAAAGUUUUCUUGAUAAAAAUGAA